AGAAGGCUCAGGCAGAAAACACUGAGCUGUCUGAGAUCCGUCUUCAGCGUAGGAGGAUAUUGGCAACUUCAAAAGCAGUACCACUGCAAAGACAAGGCUGACACAGGUGCAGGAGCAAAUGAAGCCUACAGAGCGUGUGCUGAAGCUCAUUCAAGAGGUGGAGACACGCUGGAACAGCACCUUCCACAUGCUGCAACGCAUGUACAACCUCAGGGAAGCCGUAGGAGCAGCCCUGGCAGGCCUACACACUGACAUUACCCCACUCACAUCCCACCAGUUGAGGCUCAUUUCUGAGAGUCUGCAGGUGCUGUCCCCAUUUAAUGAUGCCACCGUAAAGCUCUCAGAGGAGAGGAGAGUGUCUGGGUCCAAGGUCAUACCACUUUUGGCCAUGCUGCACCACACCUUGGAGGAUGACAUGGGAACCAUACAAAUGGAGGAGAGCAAAGCAAUGGCUGAGGGUCUUAAAAAACAACUGAGGGACAAGCUCUACAACCUCCAAGCCAUGAGCAUCAUGUCACUGGCAACACUGCUGGAUCCCAGGUUCAAGAAGAUAGGCUUCUUUAGCCCCAAUAAAGCACAAGAGGCUGAGAGGAGGCUCACAGCUGAAUGUGCGACAGUGAUCCGGCACAGGGCAUCUUCCUCCUCCUCCAACCCAUCAUCUUCAUCAACACAACCGGACACAUCAGAAGCUUCCCAGCCUGUGGAGCAAGGUAAUAUUCGAUACAUUGUAAUGGUUUUAAUUAAGCAAUAGGAAAUGAGCAGCAGUGCAUUAUUGUGGGAUAAGGCAUU
Messenger RNA from Dunckerocampus dactyliophorus (ringed pipefish), 789 nucleotides. RefSeq names its product zinc finger BED domain-containing protein 4-like. The transcript has 4 exons. Bases 119 to 751 code for a protein of 210 amino acids. The record is from RefSeq and is a predicted model, not a curated record. Lineage: Eukaryota; Metazoa; Chordata; Actinopteri; Syngnathiformes; Syngnathidae.